Callorhinchus milii (elephant shark) is the source of this 1096-nucleotide messenger RNA. RefSeq names its product synuclein, gamma a (gene sncga). The record is from RefSeq and is a predicted model, not a curated record. Gene Ontology annotation, molecular function: cuprous ion binding. Gene Ontology annotation, biological process: synapse organization; chemical synaptic transmission; synaptic vesicle endocytosis. The transcript has 5 exons. NCBI's taxonomy places the organism in Eukaryota, Metazoa, Chordata, Chondrichthyes, Chimaeriformes, Callorhinchidae. Gene Ontology annotation, cellular component: axon terminus; neuronal cell body; cytoplasm. Bases 255 to 650 code for a protein of 131 amino acids.
CUGGAUAUUCAUAGGCACUGCGCUGGACCAGUGACAAGGUGCAUCAUAAAUAGGGCUGGGGGGAGACUGAGCAAUUGGUUCAUCAGCUUUCACACUGCAGAGACAACGAGAGCCAGAGACUAGUUAUACAGCAGAUAGCCACAUUGCAGGGACUUGUGCUUACGAGCCACGGCUGAGCGAGACCUGAAGGAGGCUCUCGACUGACAGGGGCUGUGUGUUUGUGUGCAUCAGUGUAGAAAUCCACUCUCUCCACCAUGGAUACUCUAAAGAAAGGUCUGUUCGCUGCCAAGGAAGGAAUGGUUGCUGCGGCUGAAAAAACCAAACAGGGCGUGCAGGACGCUGCAGAGAAGACGAAAGAGGGUGUAAUGUAUGUAGGUACCAAAACAAAGGAAGGCGUCGUACAUAGCGUGAACACAGUGGCUGAGAAGACCAAGGAGCAGGCUAACAUGGUCGGAGGAGCUGUCGUCGCUGGAGUCAACACAGUGGCCAACAAGACGGUGGAAGGGGCAGAGAAUGUGGCAAGUUCAACUGGAGUGGUGAAUAUGAAUGAAGUCCGUCGGGAAGUCCCGGCUGGGGAGGCUGAGGGAGAACAGACCAUGGAAGAACCACUGGUUGAAGCUAUGGAGGCCACUGAAGAGACUGGAAAAUGAAAAGCCAACUCAUCUCAGAAGAUUAUCGGUGCACUCCCCUCUUUCCCCUCCCCAACUUUCACACCAGUAAGGCCAUAAUGAAUUGAGGACCACAGGUACUAAAGCAGUGAAGCUCUCCAAAGUCACACUUAUUUCACUCUUAUUUCACUCGUUCUGUGGUCAGCAUACAAAGUCCUUUGAAUAAUCGACUCAGAGCUGCUGUGGAUCAAUAAUUGUGGUCACCUGUCUGCCAUUACCCGCACACACACCCGUCUUGUGUCUCUGUGUGUCCUUGUCUGCUUUUCUUUCCUUGGAUUGACCGAUUAUUGUUGGUUGGUUAGAAUUCAGUUGGUAGGAAUCGCGAGGUUUAGUGCAUGCUGCCCACGUCUGUGUCUUUCCCACUCAUUAGUUCUGACGCUUGCAGAUUUUAUAAUAAAUGAAAAGUAAAAUAAAUUUGAAAGCUUAAA